AUGGUGUUUUUUGGCUACAUGGUCUUCAGCAUAGCACUUGGGUUCCUGGCUGACAGGUAUGGUCGCUGGAAGAUUCUGCUGCUCUCAUUCCUCUGGGCAGCCUAUUUCUCCCUGCUGACCUCAUUUGCUCCAUCCUACAUCUGGUUCGUGUUCCUAAGGGCCAUGGUAGGCGGUGGCGUGUCGGGCCACGCACAAGGGCUUAUCAUAAAGACAGAAUUUUUGCCCACUAAAUACCGAGGAUACAUGUUGCCCUUAUCUCAAAUAUUUUGGUUGGCAGGAUCCUUGUUAAUCAUUGGGCUGGCAUCAGUGGUGAACCCAACCAUUGGCUGGCGGUGGCUAAUCAGAGUUGCCUCCAUCCCUGGCAUCUUGCUCAUCCUGGUGUUCAAGUUCAUCCCGGAGUCGGCGCGAUACAACAUCUCCACAGGAAAUACAGCAGCUGCCCUGGCCACACUGCAGAGGAUAGCCAAGAUUAACAAGGCAGCAAUGCCCGAGGGGGUGCUGAAAGAUUCCCCCAAGGAAAGGAGAGGAAGAUUCAAGGACCUCUUCCACCCCAAAUACCUCAGAACCACUUUGCAGAUAUGGAUCAUAUGGCUCGGCAUAGCUUUUGCUUAUUACGGCGUCAUCUUGGCCAGCACCGAGUUACUGGAGCGGGACCCGGUCUGUGGCGCCGCAGCAGCCCCGGCACCGGGCCCCAGCCUGGCCUCUGAGGAGACCCACAGCCCCUGCCACUGCCGCUUCCUGGGACCCGCAGCCUACCAGACCAUGAUCAUCAGCACCGCGGGAGAGAUCGCACUAAAUCCUUUGAACAUUCUUGGCAUCAAUUUCCUUGGAAGACGCCUGAGCCUGUGUAUCACCAUGGGAUGCACGGCGCUGUUCUUUCUUCUCCUUAAUAUCUGCACCUCAAGCACAGGCAUGACUGGGUUUCUCUUCAUGCUGCGUGCCUUGGUUUCAGCAAACUUCAACACCAUCUACAUUUACACAGCAGAGGUUUACCCCACCCCAAUGCGAGCCUUGGGGAUGGGAACAAGCGGGUCAUUGUGCCGUGUUGGAGCUAUGGUGGCCCCAUUUAUAGCACAAGUUCUCAUGAGUGUUUCCUUCAUUGGGGCCCUCUGUCUUUUUGCAUCUGUGUGCGUCGUCUGCGCAAUCUCAGCGGUCACGCUGCCCAUCGAGACCAAGGGCAGGGCACUGCAGCAAGUAAAAUGAAAGUGAGCGUUUGAUGUUGGACUGGGUAGGAAAGAAAAAUAAACCUUUGGAAUCUGUCAUUUCCUGUGAGCUGCAUUUGAUGUUGAUUGCUUCUCCAAACCGUAUCCAUUAUUAAAAAUAAAUAAAUAAAU
This is a messenger RNA of Apus apus (common swift), 1334 nucleotides long. Its product is annotated as putative transporter SVOPL. The record is from RefSeq and is a predicted model, not a curated record. The coding region runs from base 1 to 1203 and encodes 400 amino acids. Gene Ontology annotation, molecular function: transmembrane transporter activity. Gene Ontology annotation, biological process: transmembrane transport. The transcript is spliced from 12 exons. NCBI's taxonomy places the organism in Eukaryota, Metazoa, Chordata, Aves, Apodiformes, Apodidae.